AUGAAUAAAGAAGACUAUGAUAAAGAGAUGAGUCUUGAGAAGGAGAGACAUGCCAUAAUGCUAGAGAAUCUCUUCUAUCUUCUCUGUGGAGUAGACACUACUCAUAUAAAGGUGGGUGUGAAAGACAAGAGGUAUGCACUGACGGCUGAUCCAACAUAUCCUCCGCAGCUUGUUCUGCCAUUCGAAUCACUAGCUAUCAAUGUGAGAAUUCUAAACAAGUUUAUAUUGAGGUCGCAAUAUUCAUCGGACACAAUUAAGGAGAUAGUAGGAGACUACUUUGAGGAAAAGGUCAGUGAGUAUCUGAAUACCCUGAUGGGGUUAAGAAAUAAGGGAGGGAGCAUUGAAACACUUAUGAUAAACCUUGGAAACUCAAUUGAGGAGUUUGAUGAGAUGAAGGAGAUAGUGGACGGCAUCAGAAAUAUGUCUGGAGUAAGGAUAUUGAACUGGCUUGAGAAAAGAAGGAGCAAGGCUGUUCGGUUUUUGGAUCUUUAUGAUAGGCUUAUUGAUCCUUGUGUCUUGAGGAUAAAAGAAGAGGUAGAGAGCUGGGUCACUGAAGGGUUGAUGCCUAGCAGUGGGUUCAUGGUGAAGAAAAACGAGUGCUUGAACGGAUUCACAGAGUGUGUCUGGACGCAUCAGUACACUAUUGUUGAAGAAAAUGUUCCAUACUUUCUGGCAGAGCAUAAAGAGCUCAUUUACAAUUGUGGAAGGGUGAUCAACCUUGGGAAAAGGAUCCAAGGAAAAAACACAUUCCAUGGGUCGAGAAGAGAAUAUAAGAACGUUGGGUUAACAGGGUUGAAUGGGUAUCUAAGCAUGCAAUUUAUGGAGUCUUUAAGAAGUGACCUUGAAAGGGAGUUUGAUGUGAUGCACAGGUACCUAUUGAUGAAUGAGUCUUCUCUAUACCUAGACAUAUUUGAAGAGUUGGUGGAUGAGAUGUUUUUCCCAAGUGAAAGAACGAUUGCCAAAAUGAAUGCCAUCAGAGAAUCGAAGGAUAUAGAAGGCUUUUCCUUCAGAAGGUCCGAUGUAUCGACUAACGAGUACAUUCUACAAAUCUUGAAUGUUAAAAUGAAGCCCGGCCAGAGAAAACACUUCACGAUGUUACAGUUACUGACUGUUGAAUACACGCCAUCUAUUUUAAGGAAUUUCCUGUCUCCAAGGACGGUAUCUGAACUUGAGAUAAUCUUCAGGUUUUUGUUUACUCUCACAGGUAUAUCAUACUAUAUGAGCAGGCUCAAAAGGUUUUGGUUUGCAAGGAUGGUCAUGAUGGUAGUUGAUAGAUUCAGGUUUUCUAUCCACUCAAGAAUGAAGCCCAUGAAGGUAGAGAAGGACAUGGACUAUGUAAGAGAUGCUCUACUUUCCAGUACCAAAAGAUGGCUCCGGGACCUAUACCUGACAAGUGAGAAGGCAUAUUAUGCAUGGAGUAGCUUUUUUGAUCUUUGCUUUGAUUUUCUAGAUGUGGAGUGUAAGUCUGCACUAAGCCGGGAAGAUAUGGAACCAUUUGAAAGUAAGUUAGUUGAAUGUAUAAUAUGCCUCAAGGGCAUACUAGAAGUUACCGAACACAAUGAUUUAUUUAUUCACUUCUUGGGUAGUAUUGAAUGGGUAAGAAUGCCCAACGUUCUUAUGUAA
Molecule: messenger RNA, 1623 nt
Organism: Encephalitozoon romaleae SJ-2008
Lineage: Eukaryota; Fungi; Microsporidia; Unikaryonidae
Exons: 1
Coding region: 1-1623 (540 amino acids)
Biological process (GO): meiotic cell cycle; cytoplasmic microtubule organization; spindle assembly
Cellular component (GO): equatorial microtubule organizing center; gamma-tubulin small complex; centrosome
Molecular function (GO): microtubule minus-end binding; gamma-tubulin binding
Source: RefSeq, a predicted model, not a curated record